Molecule: messenger RNA, 1816 nt
Organism: Salmo salar (Atlantic salmon)
Lineage: Eukaryota; Metazoa; Chordata; Actinopteri; Salmoniformes; Salmonidae
Product: C-type lectin domain family 4 member E
Source: RefSeq, a predicted model, not a curated record
GGCUGCAAUUGUCACUAUUUGUUGUCCUGCAGCUGUCAUGUUCUAUCACUCUGUUAGAUGAUCCUGUCAGGUCUAUGUUCCUGCUUGAAGGUGGUUGGAUACUCAAAACAUUAUAUUAACUGCAGUGGACCAGAGACAGAGCUCAGAGAGGUAACAGGUCAAAUCACACAUCAGAGCUACUACUCAACUACUUGUCAGUACAUUUAGAAUCAUACAGUAGAUAUUAUCAUUACAAGUCAGUUAGAAAGGUAAUCAUACAGUUAGUUAAGAUGGAUGACUACGUCAACAAAGAGGUUGUUGAAAUUGAAAAGGUUAUUGAAGAAAACAAGAAUGGAGCAAUGAGGAGAGUGACGACUGAGACACAUCACUCAGGACCUGACGGUUCAGAGAGAAGACUCUACAGGAUGGUUGCUGUAAGCUUUGGGAUGCUGUGUGUUCUACAAGUCACUCUCAAUAUCUCCCUGCGACUAGUCUCAGACAGUCUGACUGAAGAGAGAGACCAGCUACCAACCAGUUACAACAACCUGACUGAAGAGAGAGACCAGCUACAGAGGGAGAAAGAUGAUUUCAUGGAAAAGUUCUCUAAUCUGAGCCGGAAAAGGUUUGAAUCCUGUUGGUACUUCGUCUCUACUGAGAAAAAAACCUGGAGUGAGAGCAGAAAGGACUGUCUGGAGAGAGGAGCAGACCUGGUGAUCAUAAACAGCAAGAAGAAAAUGAGGUUUCUCUAUGGCCUCAAAAAGAGAGUCUGGAUCGGUCUGACUGACAGAGAGACUGAGGGGUCCUGGAAAUGGGUAGACGGCACACCACUGAAGACAGGGUUCUGGGGGAGCAACCAGCCUAGUAGUGGUGGUGGUCAUUCAACCCAUCAGGAGAAGGACUGUGUUGAACUAGAUGAUGGACAACAUCAGCCUGAGAAGACAUGGAAUGAUUCAAAUUGUGAUAAUAAACUGGAGUGGAUUUGUGAGUUGUGUAACAAAAACCUUCUGUAACAACUACCCCCCCCUCUCUCUUCAUCUCUAUGACUCUCUCUCUCUGACUCUCCCUCUCUCAUUCUGUCUCCAUCCCUUCUCAUUUAUGUUUGUUUCAUUCUGAACAUAUGAAUCAAAUUCCCAUUUACUUCCUGGGAUACAUUAGUAGCUUCCUGUCUUCAGUAGUUAAAUGAUGGACACCUCAUCAGACACAGACAAUGAUUGAGACACAACAACACUAAAAGUAAGCAGCUGCAUUAGAACAGGUAGAAGGGAACAGUAUGAGGUUGUUAAGUCAGUACAGUCGACUCCAGAUGAGUGCACGUCAGUUAAGUGCGAGACCUGGGUUCAAAUACAACUUGAAAUCUUUCAAACGCUUUGAGCUUUUGCUUUAGCCUGUCUUCAGUGCCAGGUGGGUACUGGGGCUUUUCUGUUGCAACAGAAGUAUUUUAAAUGAUUUCAUAUAGAGAGGCAUUCUGGCAGUACUCAUUAGACACUGGAACCAGAGGGGCGAAAUCAUGAUUUUUCACUGUCCUCGUUUCUAUAAUGUUGUUGCCUUGAUUUUUUGGGUUUCAUCUCCAGAUUCACAGACACCCAAAUGUAAAUUUGGCCUAUUGAUUAACGAGACACACUAUUUAUCUUAUUAUUUUGUGCUAUAAUUUGCAGUUUAUCUUGGAAAAUAUUAUCAUUAUAAUUAUUUUACAUUGUUGUGUCUCAACGGGCCGUUAGCGAUAAAAUAGGAUCUAUGUGCAAUGGUCAGGUCACUCUGAGGAAGAUGUCAGCUUGAUGUUGAAAUGUCAGUCACCUGUUCGCAUCCUGUACAAUGUAUUAAAGUGAGCAAUAAGAAA